Hypanus sabinus (Atlantic stingray) is the source of this 2036-nucleotide messenger RNA. RefSeq lists its product as uncharacterized. The record is from RefSeq and is a predicted model, not a curated record. Lineage: Eukaryota; Metazoa; Chordata; Chondrichthyes; Myliobatiformes; Dasyatidae. The transcript has 2 exons. Bases 14 to 1549 code for a protein of 511 amino acids.
UCACGUCGAGGCCAUGCAUCCCGACCUGUCACCACAAACCGAGAGCGCUCCUUCACCCCCACAACAGGACGGCGGGGAGGGAGAGGCUCACUCUAGGUCAAUAGCUGUCAGCACGAACUGUACAGAAGUUUGCGGUCAAGCUCAGUCAAGUCGUUCUUGUUCCAAGAUCUGCCUCACUAAGGUGUACCCUAAAAGAGCCAAAGACAAGGCCAUCAAAGCCUAUGUGAUUCUGGACGAUCAGAGCAAUCGUUCGCUAGUCAGUCCAGAGUUCUUUAAAUUGUUCAACAUUGAGAGUGAGCGGUUCCCAUACUACCUCAAAACUUGCUCAGGCAACAUGAAAACCCAAGGAAGGAAGGCAGAAGGCAUCCAGAUCGAGUCCCUGGAUGGUAAAGUCGUCAUCUGUCUCCCUCCGCUCUUAGAGUGCAAUGAAAUCAUGAAUAACCGCGCUGGGAUCCCGACACCAAGUGCGGUGCUACACCAGCCGCAUCUCCACCACAUCGCCAAACACAUCCCAGAACUGGAUCCGAAAGCGGAAAUACUCCUGCUAUUAGGAAGAGAUGUUAUCCAGGUACACAAGGUUAGGCAGCAGAUCAAUGGACCACUCAACGCCCCCUUCGCGCAACGUCUGGAUCUGGGCUGGGUGGUGAUAGGAGAGGUGUGUCUCGGUGACGUACACAAACCGAUGGUUAACACACUCAAGACCAAUGUGCUAGAGAGUGGCCGCCAUUCAAUCUUUCAACCCUGCCCGAGUGUCCCGUGCAUCAAGGAAGCACAACAAGGCGUUAACAAGCGCGAGGCAAGCGACGAGUCGCUGGACCAGUCAGUCUUCGCUCUAACGAAGUAUGACGACAAACUUGCACAAUCAGCUCAAGAUACCAUUUCUUUAAAAACCGAAGACACCAAGGUCUUCAGAGAUGAAGCAAAUAAUGGGGUUGCCCCAUUGCCUAUCAGAGAACCAUGCCAGCGCUCACCAGAUAACAAAGAGCAGGCAGUCAAACGGUUCACGUCCUUACGGAAAACCUGGAAAAGGAAACCUGAGAUACAGCAACGCACCCGAUUGGCCCACGAGGUACUGUGCACCCUAAUGGCAGAGGUCACAGCCAUUAUGAACGCACAAUCAUUCCUACCUGUGUCUUCUGACCCAGAAAACCCCUUUAUGCUUUCGCCAUCAACGCUCCUUACGCAAAAGGCAGGAGCACCUCCUCCACCAGGAGACUUCUCAGACAAGAAUUUGUACACAAAGCAAUGGAGACAAGUCCAGGCUCUGGCAAAUCAGUUCUGGUCCCGCUGGAGACAGAAAUAUCUACCCUCGUUGCAACAGAGACGAAAGUGGACAGAACCCCGCAGGAAUCUUCAAGUUGGAGACUUAGUCCUGCUCAGGGACAAGCAGAUCACCCGCAACAGCUGGCCAAUGGCCAGAAUCACUGCUACAUUCCCUAGCGAGGAUGGACAUGUCAGGAAGAUCGAAUUGAAGACUACCGACCAAGGCGAUGUGAAAAUUUACCAAGGGCCAGUUACAGAAGUUAUUCUACUUCUACCCAAUGACUGAUUAAGAGACUAAGUUUUGUACUCUGCUCAUUGUGACCUUACGAAGGUCAAGCGGGGAGUGUGCUGUCUUUACGACAGUUAUUUAGUUUAUAAUAUUUUCGCUUAGUAAUUCAUUCAAUAGUAUUUUCUAGUUAGAAUUAGAAGUGUUUAAAGUGUAUUCAUUGCAUGUAAAAUAUAUCGGCAUGUGAUGACGUCACAUCCGGUUUCGCCGCGUCUUGUGGGAAAACACCGGUUUGAAAUUAGCGCGAGGGUGGGGGCUUUCCACGAGGCUCACCUGAGCACAAGCAGUUUGCAGGCAUGAGAAAUCACAGUGAGAGCAACGCUUUUUCACCAUAUGUUAAUGUGAAGAGUGAACAGUAAAUGGUUAAUCUUACUGCGAUCUGGUUUGCAUUGGCUGUGGUUUAUCCGGACGUUAAAUUCGGCGUUUCGUUACACCCGAAGGAGAACGUUACAGUUCACUACGGAAAAAGAUCUUGGCAAUUAUAGAA